GGAAUGGUGGCUUGAAAUUCGAUAUAAAUCAUUGAUUUCUCUGACUGAUGUGCUGCUAAUAAUACUCGUAGCUCAACAGCAUUUGUGAUAAUAAUAAGUAGCAGAGCAUAUAAAGUACCGGAUUGUCAAUUAUACUGACUACCUUUAUGACUAUGGUCAUAAUUCCGAGUAACUAACUGUUUUGGUCGAAAUCUUGCGUUCCGUCUCGCUAAUGUUUAUUGGCAGUUAAAGUCCCUAGGACAAACCUGAAUUUGCAUCACGUGUACGUCGGUCAGAUGGGCUUGAUUCUAAAAAAAGCUCGGUCGUAGUUUGAUACUCAAGACAUUGACCAAAACCAUUGGUCAGUCCCCCAUCUGACAAGUCAAGUUUGACUACAGGGCGAACUUUGACUACAGCAUACUUCUUCAAUGUAAUAACCGAACGAUACUAUACAUUUUUUUUUGUGUACUUGGUAUCUUGGAGAGAAUUUGAAACAGUCUUUGAGCAGUCCUCUUUAAACAUUAAUAGUACCUUUAAGCGUACCCGCCAUGGUGCCAUGGUGUGUUGCUCAAUCCUGCAGAAAUUCCACAUUCGGCGACAUUCAUAUAUAAAUAUAUAUCCUGAACAAAAACUAAUAGUUUAUUGGUUUCGGUCGGAUCUGAAGUACUGUUCAAGGAAGCUGGGCAGAUGUAUAUACUUGAGUGGUAAUAGUUGUUGGAUAUAGUGAAGAGAAGACAAGGUGUUCGCUAUGCUAGUAAAGCAACUAGUACUAAUUCUAGUAUACCUUGCAUCAACCAAAGCUAAAACCCAUUCAACGACUAUGAUAGAGAAAAAGAAAGAUCUUGAGUCAUCUGCUUCUUCGUACUCCUACCAUUCCAAUCAUGGAACGCCUUUCAACAUCGCGAAAAUUGAACACGAGAUGAGUCCAGUUGUUGCAGAUAUGGCGUAUCCAGACGAAACAAUGGUAAUGGUCGUACAGCAAGCACCUCAAGAGCUGCCUCCUAUUACAGCUGGCACUGCAAAGUAUCAAGAUGUCCAACUGCCUCUCAUCCAUGCUCCUGGCCUCAUUGAAGCUCCUGCCUUAGCAAAAAGAUAUGUGAUCGACAAAGAGAAAUUGAAGCCUAUGUAUCCUUAUGCUGAGGGUUACUAUAGCUUUUUACAUCAUGAGGCACCUAAAAAAUUUGCCAUUGCCAAAGGUGGUAAAUCGAGGGGCAAAGACACUUCAGAACAGAAAAGGGGUCGUUCACGUAAAAAUUUUGUCAAAGAAGAAGGCUCCAGCUAUGACGAAGGACAUAAAGCAGAACAUGGAGAGAAAGCAGAUACUGCAUACGGCAAAGAGAGAGCUUUUGCUAAGGGCUCAAAGGGAGAACACGGAGAUGAAGAACAAAAGUUAUAUCACGAAGAAAAUGGUGAACAUAAGAAGAACUAUCAAGAUGAGGCUGACAGAUACGGAGAACAUCAUGCAUAUGGAAACCAAAAAAGGGUGGGAAAUUUGAUGAAAAGAAAGGGCAUGACAAAGGGAAAAAAACAUCAGGAUAUCACACAGUAUUCAUGAAGGACGAUUACAUAAAGGACCAUUCAUUCUACGACAGAGCGGAUAAGCAUGGUAGCUUUGACAGGCAUGGAAACUUCAAAGCCAAACAUUACAAGGAUGCAGGACUAUCUAAAAAAGGUAAUAAGCAUGAUAGUGGGUUUAAAGACGCGGAAUACGGAGUAAAGGACCAAAAGGACAAAGGUCACUAUGAAGAUGAAGCUGAAGGUUACAAGAAGGAUGGUGGUAAAGAGAAGUACCACAACCAGGAGUCUAAGUAUGGGCACAAGGGAGGAAAGAAAUUUGGCAAAGAACAUGGCUAUGAGAAGGGACAUCAAGACCAUUGAUGGUUGUUAGAAUAUAGAUUAAUUUAUUGUUUGUAAAUGUUUAUUUUUGUGUAUUUUUUAAUAAAUCUAUAUUUUUUAUCUGC
Acanthoscelides obtectus is the source of this 1940-nucleotide messenger RNA. NCBI's taxonomy places the organism in Eukaryota, Metazoa, Arthropoda, Insecta, Coleoptera, Chrysomelidae. The record is from the annotation of a GenBank genome assembly.